AGCAGACGAUAUCAGGUUGCUCGUAGUAAUGGUAUCUGCGCCGUUCUACACAACCGGUUCGCUAAAAGCAAGUGUGAUUUCUCCAAACACAUUUCAGUUCCAAGUGUAGAGCGCGAUGAUUCGGGACGCUUGUCGACAUGCAGACUGCCUUUAUUAGUUCUUAUGAGUGAAUGGGGUUGAAGCGUAUGUCAGUUAGCCAGUUCUAAGGUUGAUCUAUUACAACAGUUUACAAAACAACAGUUUGGAUAGUGUCUACAACGUCUUAUAUAGAACCUGUUUUGGAUUACUGAAAUUGUCAAAAAGUUUCGAUAUAUUAUAUUUUUUUAUUUUAAAAAAAGCUAUCAUUUUGGAGGAUUACUUAAAAUGGAAUCGGCACCUUAUGAUAAUGUGGAGUUUCCUGUACGAAAACCGGGAACAGGGACUUGGCCCGGUCCAGGACAACAGCAAUCUCAAAUCAAACUUAUGUCUCAAACAAGCAAGGAUAGGAGUACUGUUGGCGGUCCAAAGUUGGCUCCACUUUUGGAAACUAUGGAAGUAGCAGAAUCGGAAGACCAAAGGAAUCAGUCCAAAAAUGUCACGUCUACGUCACGAGUAAGCAGUUCUUCGGUAACGUCUUCCAACACAUCACAAUCACAGCAACCAACUACCCCUUUAUUACUCAACGCUACAUAUACCGCCCAGAAAUCACCUAAUACACAACAACCAACUAAAUAUAAAUCAGACUCUAUGAUUCGUCCCGUCAUUGACGAUCAGGAGGAGUUUUUUGAUAGAAAAGAUUUUAACGCUGGUUCUAGAGCAAUGUUAGAUAAAGCUUAUAACCAACAUAAGCAUUUUUAUAGACUUAAUUCUAAAGUUGUUGAUGAAGGUGCUCUAUUAAAACAAGAUGUUUUAGAUGUUUAUAAGAAACAAGGAGAAGUGUUUUCAUAUGAACAGUUAUUACAAGGAAUGUUGGUCGAUGGGGAGAAGCUGUUAUUAGGAGCCAGCUGGUUGUAUGUGACGGGUGUGGAAUUUCUUGAUGCCGAUGGAACGAAUGUUGUAAAAGAACCGGUCGGUAAAGGAAGAAUUUGUUUGACCAAUCAACGAGUGUUGAUAUUAUCAGCUGAAAUAUUCACAGAUGCUGCUCUGUCAGAGAUAGGAGACAGUACUAAACCAACAGGUGGAUAUAAACUAGAUGUAAGGAAGACCAACUCUAUAUAUUAUCAGAAUAUACCAUUAACAUGUUUUCAUAGUGCUGAUUUAAGUGUAGCUGUAGGUACAUCAGCCAGCAGUAAAAUUAGCAUUAAACCACCGGCUUGUAAAGGUCUCUGUUCGUGCUUUGGUGUAGCACCGUGUAUUACAUCCUGGAAGUCUACGCCGCCAAUGACGACUGUUUUCAACAAACGAAUAAUCAGAAUUGGUGUGUCAAUGCCACCCUGGGCAACUCGUAUGAUAGUACUGGUUCAUCUAGAUCCAGAGAUGUCUUUGACAAUAGCACGUGACUUUAUUUCUCAGCUGCAAUAUCACGCGCCUUUGAUGCACUGAAUGCAGAACUGAUACGUGUAAAUUAAAUAAGAAACGUUAUGUAUGCAAAAUUCAUUAAAUAUAUAAACAUAUAUUUCUAUCUCAAAUAUAUAUUUCUAUUGGUGUAAUAUAAUUUAUUUAAAAUUAUUGAAGUCGAGUGCGUUUCUCAAGGUAUAACUAAAAUGGCAACAUACAGAACAUUCGAGUUUGGUGUUUGCCUCCCACCCCAUCCCAAACCUUUCCUGACAUUAACCCAUGGUCUUAAUCUUCUAUUGAUUAUUAAAAUGUUUGUAUAGAUUUGCGAUUUAAAGGACCAGGAUAAAUUAGGGCCGUAAUUUUCCUAUAGCGCUGUUAAAUAUUAAGAAAGAACAACGAAAGAGAAAUAGAAAUGAAAAUGCGGUCAAAUUUUAAGUAAACUGGAUAAUAUAAAUCAAAUUCAUAUGGUUAACAAAUUUAUCAGAUGUAUAUACAUAAUGCCAUUUCAGUUUCUCCCUCCAUAAACAUCAUAAUUACGUUAUGCUGUGUUCAUCAUUUAUUGUAUUUAUAAGCGUAUAAUUAAUCAUUAAUACACUCUACUAUCUAUCGGAUUAAAAUACAGAUCUAUAUUUCGUUUCGUUUUUCUUAUACUUUUGAUGGCCUACACUACAAGAAGAUCUGACCAGUUGUACUUGGGGGUCGCGUCUGGGGUCAUAUGAGCGGCUUUUGACAUUGAUUAAUCAACCAGCGUUGACGUUCCUGGGGUUUACUCACAGUUCCGUGCAGAGCAUGCCAAGAGCUUGCCGUGACAGACCGUUUCAUUGGCUAAAUCCCUACAUCAACUAGAACGCCUGUUACAUAACAACUCUUCCAGAUCCUAGGGUUGUGAGGACAAGUAAAACGAAAUUUUGAACUAUAAAAAACGAAACGAAAUAGGAUCUGUGUUUUAAUCUGAUUAACUCUACUAUUGGUGCUAUUUCUACACAUAUUUAUGUACUAUAUUCUACCGUGUUCACAAGUCUUUAUAACUUGUUAUCAACAGCACGUGUAUUUAUGGGGUUUAUAUAAAUCACCAUCUGUUUCCUUGUCAAAAUGUAUCGAACAGUGGUUUUGUUUUAAACCUAACUCUAGCAGGGGAGCCACGGUGACUCAGUGGUUGUGUCGCUGGCUAUAGGAGAUCCCUGUGGUGACCGAGAAAGUUCCUGCGGAUUCCACUGGCAAGGAAAGUUUUCUUGUUGCGCGGGUGGAACGAACAACCGGGGUCCCACGUACACAUUGGAGUAUUGGAAUUCGAGGACGCGCAGGCGGAUACACUGCUACCCACACACAUUAGAAAAAACGAGAGUUUAAACCCCGUUUCUAUUCUAACCAGUUAUAGUCGCUAUUACAUUUACAAGCAGUUAUCUACUACUGAACUACCAGAGCCUCGUCUAAGGAUUUGGUAGUGGGCGGCAAUGUCGGGCGAAGCCUGACCCCCGAGCACCAUAGAUGCGAGAGGCGCGAACACCGCAGGUGUGAUCCCGCGCGGUGGGUCUGGGGCCCUCCCCCAGAAAAUUUUGAAAAUUUACUCCCUUAGACUCGAUUUCUGAGCACUUAAAAAAUAGUUUCGGAGAUUUGAUACACUAUUAGUUUGGGCAUCUUGUUAAACCAUGGAUUGAUUAAUACCCUGUAAAAUCGAGAUCAAAACACUGCUGCGGCUGACCCAUAAAACAAUCAGAAAGACGAUUUUGUAAACCUACGCACCAUGAUAUAGUACGGUUUCAGGCCAGGGACAUGACAGAUUAUCAGCCUCAGACAUGCUUUGCACAUGGGAAAAACCUUGUCAGCGAUUUUCAAAACGUAUGUAUGUUGCCGCCCAGUCUUCAACUUUUGGGCUCAGUAAGCGGCAGUUUGGCCAGUGCGCGGCGGCGGCGCCUCCUCGUCACCAUGUUAAACGAGGCUCUGUGAACUACUGUGGCCGAAAUGUUGGUCCGUUGUCAACGUGUAUAACAGGUCAAAUUGAUAAGAUGGCGAUAUUCGAACCAACCUUUUUAUGGAAUAUAAUAUUGUAUAAUUAUCGAAUCUAUGGUGUAUAUAGGCUUGCUAAUGAAUAUUAACAGUAAAACGUUUAUUGAUUUAUGACAUUAUGUUUAUAUAUUUAUAUUGUAUAUAGCACGAGUGACGUGGCUAUUUCUUAUAUUAUAUCAAGUUUUUUUUAUGAUAAAAUUGUACAUAAUUUAUAUAUAAAGCUUUUGUAUCA
Messenger RNA from Patella vulgata (common limpet), 3715 nucleotides. RefSeq lists its product as uncharacterized. The transcript has 5 exons. The record is from RefSeq and is a predicted model, not a curated record. The coding region runs from base 364 to 1521 and encodes 385 amino acids. NCBI's taxonomy places the organism in Eukaryota, Metazoa, Mollusca, Gastropoda, Patellidae.